Molecule: messenger RNA, 513 nt
Organism: Spirodela intermedia
Lineage: Eukaryota; Viridiplantae; Streptophyta; Magnoliopsida; Alismatales; Araceae
Source: the annotation of a GenBank genome assembly
AUGGCUUCCGGGAACACCCUGGCCUCGGAGUCUUCUUCCUCCCCCCGCGUCAUCACCGGUUCCAUCUCCACGGCCGGCAUGGAGCUCUCAGAAGACUACACCUGCGUGAUCACCCACGGGCCCAACCCCAGGAUGACGCAUAUCUUCGACGACUACAUUGUGGAGAGCUCCUGCGACGACCUCCUCGUUGCAUCACAGGGGAAGGCAACCUUCCUGAGCUUCUGCCAUUCCUGCAAGAAGGGCCUCGCCCAGGGGAACGACACCUUCAUGUACAGGUAACGUCUGCGAUCGAAUUUCUCCAUCAUCUGACAAGAAUUAUAGAUGGCCGCUUUUUCUUCGCAUGAUCUCAUUCACGGAUGAAAGAUCGAUUCUGGGGAUAAUCUGCCCGCCAUAAUCAGGGAAUUCGUGCUCGAUUGAUUCUUCAGGGGUGACAAGGCGUUCUGCAGCCAGGAAUGCCGGUACAAGGGGAUGCUGUCCGAUGAGAGCGCCGGCGAGUUCUCAUCCGACCACUAG